Molecule: messenger RNA, 1945 nt
Organism: Orcinus orca (killer whale)
Lineage: Eukaryota; Metazoa; Chordata; Mammalia; Artiodactyla; Delphinidae
Gene: TFPT
Product: TCF3 fusion partner
Exons: 3
Coding region: 954-1907 (317 amino acids)
Biological process (GO): apoptotic signaling pathway; apoptotic process; positive regulation of apoptotic process
Cellular component (GO): Ino80 complex
Molecular function (GO): DNA binding
Source: RefSeq, a predicted model, not a curated record
CCUUGCACACCUGCUCUGGGCCUGCAUCGCUUGCCUCUGCUCCCCAACCCCUGUCACCACCACCUUGGGCCUUGGAAGGAAGCUGAGCCCUGGGCCUUGGGGGAGAGGUGUGCUCCCUUUGUAUGGAGUGCAGCAGAAGGCAGGAGACCAGACUUAGGGCCACAGACUCAGCUUCGAGCGCCGUUCUGCUGUGUGACUCAGGGCAAGCCACGUCCCCUCUCUGAGCCCCAGUUCCCCAUCAACUAAGGGUUAACACUGAGAUCACGAGGCUGCUGAGGGUUAAAUGGGAGCCCACAGGGGACGAGCUCAGCUGAGCCUCCCGCCUCGGAUCACCGCGACCCGGAUGGGGAGUGAGCUCUGGGGCCGGCCCGCCGCUCCACUGGGUCCCCACCUCCGUGAAACGUGGAGAACAGGCCUCAUGACAGAGUCUCCAUGAUGCCGAGACCCCCGGUCAGUCCUCAGCCCUCCACUUACCUGACCCAGUGGAUACACCCUCUUCUUUGAAGCACUUUCUUGGCCAGGUCACUCAUCUGCCUCAGUUUCCCUCCUCCCGGCCGUUGAUUCUUGCCUCUUUGCUGGUUCAUUCACUUCCCCAAACCCUGAACCUGCAGUAGCCAGGGCUCAGCUCCUGGGUCCUCCUCUUGUCCACACCUGUGCUGUCCAGGAUGCCAGCUGCAGGUGGUGACUUUAUUUUACAUUGAAGUGGAAUUUUAACAUUCAUUAAAAUAAAUUUCAAUUCAUUCAAAUGAAAUUGAAAAUUCCGUUCCUCAGUGGUCACAGGCCAAGUUUAUUAAGACGAAGUGAAAUUGGAAAUUCACUCCCUCAGUUGCACGAGCCUCAUUUCAUGUGCUUGGUAGCCACGUGGUUCGAUUUUCAUCUGAAUUAACUAAAAUCAAGCGAAAUUUAAAAUUUCCAUUCCUCAGUUACUCUCGCCACGUGGCAGGCACUCAAGGAUGGUGACAGAUGAUCAGUGGCUUCCGUGGUGGAUAGCACAGAGAGGACACCUGAUACCUACUUGUAGAAUAAGAGACUGUGCGCGUGAAACGCUCCACCCAGGCGCUGCCUUAUGGGGACCAUCUAAUCAGAGCUUAAAACAAACAAAAAACCGAAAAGCUUUUAGAAGCAGGCAUGGGGAAGAGAAGGCAGCAUCACCAGUGAGAGUGCUCUGGGCCCGCCUCCCAGGGAGUAAUGAAAGUAGUAACUUACGUUUGACCCUUUACAAGCCGAGUACUGCAGAGCUGUCAUCAAGCUGCAGUGUCGUGGUCAGCGGGCCGCCCAGUGGGGUUGUCACCUCCAGAUUACAGAGCAGGAGCGGAGGUGCAGGUCACCUGGUCCUGCCCAGAGCCCCACUGGCUGUCUCAAGUGCUUGCCACCCGGGUGUCUCAGACCUUCUGGGUCCAGGACAGCCUUGGCUUCAGUCAGAGCUGGGCUGUCGUGGGCCCCCUUCCCAACCGCCAGAAGAUAAAGCUGCCCCCCGGCGGCUUCUCUCCGGCCGCAGGUUCCUCAUGAGAGUGCUGGACUCCUACGGUGAUGACUACCGCGCCAGCCAGUUCACCAUCGUGCUGGAGGACGAGGGCAGCCAGGGCACAGACGCCCCCACCCCAGGCAACGCCGAGAACGAGCCUCCAGAGAAAGAGGGGCUGUCCCCGCCUAGAAGGACGCCUGCACCCCCAGAACCUGGCAGCCCGGCCCCUGGCGAGGGGCCCAGCGGGCGGAAGAGGCGGCGAGCACCCCGGGACGGCCGCCGAGUGGGAGCUGCGCUGACUCCAGAACUGGCCCCGGUGCAGAUUAAGGUCGAGGAAGACUUCGGCUUUGAAGCGGACGAGGCCCUAGACUCCAGCUGGGUUUCUCGGGGGCCGGACAAGCUGCUGCCCUACCCCACCCUAGCCAGCCCCGCCUUUGACUGACCCCACCCCCACCCCAGUAAACCAACCCCUACACUCGC